This is a messenger RNA of Apodemus sylvaticus (European woodmouse), 11695 nucleotides long. It is a transcript of the gene Slc4a8, whose product is annotated as solute carrier family 4 member 8. Gene Ontology annotation, molecular function: monoatomic anion transmembrane transporter activity; sodium:bicarbonate symporter activity; solute:inorganic anion antiporter activity. The record is from RefSeq and is a predicted model, not a curated record. Gene Ontology annotation, biological process: bicarbonate transport; regulation of intracellular pH; monoatomic anion transport. The coding region runs from base 155 to 3430 and encodes 1091 amino acids. The transcript has 25 exons. Gene Ontology annotation, cellular component: plasma membrane. NCBI's taxonomy places the organism in Eukaryota, Metazoa, Chordata, Mammalia, Rodentia, Muridae.
GAUGGCUAUGAAGGUGGCGCUCGUUGAUGGUUGAUCGGUCUUUGGAUCCAGGGUAGGGGUCGCCUCGCGUGUGAUCGGCUCACACAGGACCAGAGGGCGCGGACGGCUGAAGCUCAACCUGGAACCCACCGGCGAAACCAGGCUCCGCCCGGCCAUGCCCGCCGGGAGCAACGAGCCGGACGGCGUCCUCAGCUAUCAGAGACCAGAUGAGGAAGCUGUGGUGGAUCAGGGAGGGACCAGCACAACCCUCAACAUUCACUAUGAGAAAGAGGAAUUGGAAGGUCACAGAACUCUGUAUGUGGGGGUUCGGAUGCCUCUGGGGAGGCAGAGCCAUCGGCACCACCGAACUCAUGGCCAGAAGCACCGGAGGCGAGGAGGGCGGGGCAAAGGAGCCAGCCAGGGCGAGGAGGGCUUGGAAGCCUUGGCCCACGACACCCCGUCGCAGCGUGUUCAGUUCAUUCUUGGCACUGAGGAGGAUGAAGAGCACGUGCCCCACGAGCUGUUCACAGAGCUGGACGAGAUCUGUAUGAAAGAGGGGGAAGAUGCUGAGUGGAAGGAGACGGCCAGGUGGCUGAAGUUUGAAGAGGACGUGGAGGACGGGGGAGAGCGCUGGAGCAAGCCUUACGUGGCCACGCUCUCUCUGCACAGCCUGUUUGAGCUGAGGAGCUGCCUCAUCAACGGCUCCGUCCUUCUGGACAUGCGUGCGAGUAGCAUAGAGGAGAUCUCAGACCUGAUCUUGGACCAGCAGGAGCUGCUCCGAGACCUGAGUGACAGCGUGCGGGUUAAAGUGCGGGAAGCGCUGCUGAAGAAGCACCACCAUCAGAACGAGAAGAAGAGGAACAACCUCAUCCCCAUUGUCCGCUCCUUUGCCGAGGUUGGCAAGAAGCAGUCUGACCCGCAUUCCAUGGACAGAGAUGGGCAAACUGUGUCUCCUCAGUCUGCUCCAGCAACAAACCUUGAGGUGAAGAAUGGCGUGCCCGGUGAGCACAGCCCCGUGGAUCUAAGCAAGGUGGAUCUUCAUUUCAUGAAAAAAAUCCCCACGGGGGCAGAGGCCUCCAACGUCCUGGUCGGAGAGGUCGACACUCUGGACAGGCCCAUCGUCGCCUUUGUGAGGCUCUCCCCGGCUGUGCUCCUCUCUGGCCUGACAGAAGUGCCCAUCCCAACGAGAUUUUUGUUUAUCUUACUGGGCCCGGUGGGAAAAGGGCAGCAGUACCAUGAGAUUGGCAGGUCCAUGGCCACCAUCAUGACGGAUGAGAUUUUUCAUGAUGUGGCGUAUAAAGCAAAAGAACGGGAUGACCUCCUAGCAGGGAUCGAUGAGUUCCUGGAUCAGGUGACGGUGCUCCCGCCAGGGGAGUGGGACCCGUCCAUUAGAAUUGAGCCACCCAAGAAUGUCCCUUCCCAGGAAAAAAGAAAAAUGCCUGGUGUUCCAAACGGGAGCAUUUGCCACAUAGACCCAGAACCACAUGGGGGACACAGUGGGCCAGAACUUGAGCGGACCGGGCGGCUGUUUGGGGGCUUGGUGCUGGAUAUCAAGCGGAAGGCUCCCUGGUACUGGAGUGACUACCGGGAUGCUCUCAGCUUACAGUGUCUGGCCUCCUUCCUGUUCCUGUACUGUGCCUGCAUGUCACCUGUUAUCACCUUCGGGGGACUGCUUGGAGAAGCCACUGAAGGACGAAUAAGUGCAAUCGAGUCGUUGUUUGGAGCGUCCAUGACCGGGAUCGCGUACUCUCUCUUUGCCGGGCAGCCUCUCACCAUCCUGGGAAGUACGGGGCCCGUGCUGGUGUUUGAAAAGAUUUUGUUCAAGUUCUGCAAGGACUAUGCCCUUUCCUACCUCUCCCUGCGCGCUUGCAUCGGGCUGUGGACCGCCUUCCUGUGCAUUGUCCUGGUGGCGACGGAUGCCAGCUCCCUAGUCUGCUAUAUCACCCGCUUCACGGAGGAAGCCUUCGCCUCCCUGAUCUGUAUUAUUUUCAUCUAUGAAGCCAUAGAAAAGCUGAUUCACCUGGCAGAGACCUACCCUAUCCACAUGCACAGCCAGCUGGACCACCUGAGCCUCUAUUACUGCAGGUGCGUGCUCCCGGAGAAUCCGAACAACCACACCUUACAGUACUGGAAGGACCACAACAUCCUCACUGCAGAAGUGAACUGGGCAAACCUGACUGUCAGCGAGUGCCAGGAGAUUCACGGGGAAUUCAUGGGACCUGCCUGUGGCCACCACGGACCCUAUACGCCUGAUGUGCUCUUCUGGUCCUGUAUUCUGUUCUUUGCCACCUUCAUUGUCUCAAGUACCUUAAAGACAUUUAAGACAAGCCGCUACUUCCCUACCAGGGUUCGCUCCAUGGUGAGUGACUUCGCUGUGUUCCUCACCAUCUUCACUAUGGUGAUCCUUGACUUCCUGAUUGGCGUCCCGUCGCCAAAGCUCCAGGUUCCCAGUGUGUUUAAGCCAACAAGGGAUGAUCGAGGGUGGUUUAUUAAUCCCAUUGGCCCCAAUCCCUGGUGGACCGUGAUAGCCGCCAUUAUCCCGGCUCUCCUGUGCACUAUCCUGAUAUUCAUGGACCAGCAGAUCACCGCCGUCAUCAUUAACAGGAAGGAACACAAGCUCAAGAAAGGCUGUGGCUACCAUCUGGACCUGCUCAUGGUGGCCGUCAUGCUGGGAGUUUGCUCCAUCAUGGGCCUGCCUUGGUUUGUGGCUGCGACCGUCCUGUCCAUUACACAUGUGAAUAGCCUCAAGCUGGAAUCCGAAUGCUCUGCUCCGGGGGAGCAGCCCAAGUUCUUGGGCAUCCGAGAACAGAGAGUCACGGGGCUUAUGAUCUUCGUGCUGAUGGGCUGCUCAGUCUUCAUGACAGCUGUCUUAAAGUUUAUCCCGAUGCCAGUGCUCUACGGAGUUUUCCUCUACAUGGGAGUCUCUUCUCUACAAGGAAUCCAGUUCUUCGACCGCCUGAAGCUUUUCGGGAUGCCCGCAAAGCACCAGCCCGAUUUCAUCUACCUGCGGCACGUGCCGCUGCGCAAGGUGCACCUCUUCACGCUCGUCCAGCUCACCUGCCUCGUCCUGCUCUGGGUCAUCAAGGCGUCACCGGCUGCCAUCGUCUUCCCGAUGAUGGUCCUGGCCUUGGUCUUCGUCAGGAAAGUCAUGGACCUCUGCUUCUCCAAGCGCGAGCUGAGCUGGCUGGAUGACCUCAUGCCUGAGAGCAAAAAGAAGAAACUGGAUGAUGCGAAGAAGAAGGAGGAGGAGGAGGCUGAGAAGAUGUUGGACAUUGGGGGUGAUAAGUUUCCCCUUGAAAGCAGGAAGCUGCUAAGUAGUCCUGGCAAGAGCAACAGCUUCAGAUGUGACCCUUCUGAGAUUAAUAUAUCAGAUGAAAUGCCUAAAACCACGGUCUGGAAGGCUCUCAGCAUAAAUUCUGGCAAUACAAAAGAAAAAAGCCCCUUCAACUGAGAGCGUCUGCUGGGCGGACGAUUUGAGCCAUGCGGUGCCUCGGAGAAGUUCUGGGUUUUAAGAAAAUGGCGAGUCUCUCCAGGAAGAAGCCAAGCUGAGUCUGGCCCUGCUCUUGGUCAUCUCAAAGCCGUGCCACAUGGAAGCAUCCAGCCACUCCCGGUAUGCGUUUGGAGGACCUCCAGCUACCCGCAUACCAGCAGCCAGGCACCAGCAGGCCACGGUGGGGCCUCCUCCCGCCGCCUCCUUUCCUCUUCCUUCUUUUUCUUCAGAGCUGCCACCAUUAAAGAGCCAGCUUCCAUUUUCAGACAUUUUCUCUGAUACUCUGCUGGCCCUGGUAAGCCACAUGAGUCCAUGCUGUCAUGGAGGAUUCCUUUGUGCGAGCCCUCUUCCUGAACGAUAGCCUGGGGUAGUUAGUGGCAGGGGUAGUGGCAGAGGCAGGACAAGGGCAGGCUUGUGAGCAGCCUGUGCCUCAGUUCCUUCCUGCUUGGGAGGGGAUGUUGGACAGACAGACACAAUAGCAGGUCCGCUACCUGAGCCCUACCAUCCAGGCAUCAACAGCAACCACCAGAGCUAACUGCCUCUGGCCUGGGGUCAUGCACAUCACCUCCAGAAGCAGUCGGCAUAACGCCGAGACCUUGGAAGAUGUGAGGACUACACAAGAGUUCGGCUGAUUUCAGGAAAGGCCCAGGGGAAGCCAGCAACGAUAAGCGAAUGAGCAUCUUUCUUUGGAACUAGAGAAAGAGGAGCCUAACUUGCUAUGGAAGGACUUGGUUUAGACUUCCAGGCCUGAAGAUUUGUUCCAGGUCUGUCUUGUUGACCACGUAGGAAGGAGCCACCGACAACUGUCUGUAGGUAGGAGGGCAGAUCCGGGUUGCUACGGCUGUUCUGGGUGGACUGUUUGACAUGCAGCUGUCACCUCUCAAGGCAACACUGUUACUCCACCCCGAAGAGAACUGAAUGCUCACGGAUGUCCCUUAGCUGCCCAGCAGAGAACACAAUCACCAUCAGCUCCGUGGACCAAAAUCACCGUCAGCCAUCGCCGUGGCUUCCUCACUGUGGAGUUCUUUUGGUUGACAGAAGUUCUGACUCAGAUGUGAAAGCCACACAAAUGAACUGUGAGCGGUGAAGUCAAUCUGGAUACUUAAAAGUAUGCGUCUGAUUUUUCUGUAUUGCAAAACCAUCAUCAGGUUUUUGGCCCAAGCGCUUAUAGACCACCCCUUCCUCUGAGCACAGAGUGUGACUGGUGACCUGGCUGUGCCGUUGUCCACUGGGACAGUCUCUGUACAAAGGCCAUGCACACAGUGUGCUGUCCUCUCCUGGGUGAAGAAGUGCCACGUCAUUCGACCACAGUUUGCUCCCCUCGGACUCUGAGGCAUCUAGUCCUUCUCUGAAGGCCUUUGUUGUCAUGGGGGCGGGGGCACCCCGUGUUGCCAGUCCCUGCCUACCUGUCGGGACCACUGCCAUAUCGAUGCAAGAUAUUUGACAACUGGUACAGGACAGACAGGCGCCACCCAGAGCUGGUGUCUUCUGAAAAUAGCGGUAGGCAUUGCUGUUCAGGGCCUGUGGGAUGAGUGUGACCCUGCUUCCAACUCCCAAAAUGGCCUCUGGAAUGUGUGCACGGUUCCUGAUUUGUCUGCUUUCCACUCAUGAGAGAUCUUGUUGUGUCUCAGCAACCGCUCUGGUUGCUCUGAGGCAGUCCAUACUGGAACAGGCAGGGUUCUUAGAAAUCAGUGGGCAUUAAAGUUUUGGUGAGCCAGGUUUCCCAAGCAUAUCACUUGAGGACAGAUCUAAUAAGUAUAGCCCUCGCCCACCUGGAUUCGGAGCCAGCCUGUCACUGGGCAAGGUUUUGAUGGCUUCCGGGCCUUCCGCACACUCGCGUCUUUCCUCACAGCUUUCACUCUCUGCGAGCACCCCUUCUCUUCCCCUUCUGGUUUCUCUUUUCUUUUCCUGAUACCUCCUGUGUAGGGAAACCGAUAGUGGUUCACCCUGCCCUGGCCUCAGUGCACCUGAGAGAUGUGUCACCGUGAGGAGCCUGACGUGCUAGGGAGCCAGUGACUUGUCACUGAAACUCGCUCUUCUGCAUGUGAUGUUUGCGUUGCCUCCUGUGAGCCGCACCCUGGCCGGAGGGUGGAGGCUGCUCUCACUCGCUCGCUCGCUCGCUCGCUCGCUCUCAACGAUGCAGUUGUGGGACUUCAUGCCCACAUUUGCACGAGUCAUCUCUUCUAUGACCAGGGUCGCUCUCAGACACGUCUUGAAUGUGGCCAGCUAAUGUCAUGACAUGCUGGUAAUGUCAGCUGGUCAUAUGAACAGAGUUGGGGGAGACUGGUAUUCAAGAACACAUUAAGUGAAGCCUUGGCUCUGAGGGGAAAGAUGGAGGGUUCCGAAGUGGCCGGUUGCUUCCUGAUGAGCAUCAGGGAAGGGUUGCUCUAGAGAAAGGUGAAGAGCUGGAGAGAUGUAAUGUGCAAUUGCCAAAUGUGUUUGGUUGCAUAACACGCACAACUUGGGAAGCUUUGUCCGGAGGCUCGGGGCUUUCCCGCUAACCCCAUGCUGGGCGGGUCUCCUUAAUCAUGAAAACCUGCCUUCCUGUGCACCACCUCUCUCCAAAAGACAAUGUGAACAGUUGUGGUUUCUCAUUGUCGGUGAUGGAGCAGACUUUUCAAUUACUCAUAAAUGUUGGAUAAAAAUGUGGUAUUCUACGUUCCCAGCCUGCCCAGACUCUGGAGUCUGUGGUUGACAAUCAUCCAGAAAAGACAGUUCCUGACUUCAUUUUUCCUCUACCUGCUCAGCUCUCCAGACUUCCUCCUGAGGCGGGAGGCAGGGAUUCUCCUGGUGCCCUGUGUAGUGGCUGCAGUGUCUAUCCUGCACCACUGGGUGUGCUUUAGUUCGUAAUGAGUGUCAAAGACACCGUCUCCUGUGUGUCUCCUGCCACUUGGCGGCUGUCCCUGAAGGUCUUUUGCAAGAGCAACAGUGGCUCCUCCUAGAACUUUUAACUUUAAUUGUGGGUAUUUUACCUAUACACACACACACACACACACACACACACACGUCUUUGCACCACACGUACCCCGUGCUUCCAGAGAUCAGAAGGAAUCGGACCCUCCUGGAGCUGGAGUUAGAGCUGUGAGCUUCCCUGUGGAUGUGGAAUUUAACUGAAUCCGGAUGGAGCUGGUCUUUGCUGCUUUGUGGGCCCUUAUUUUCUUACCCUUUGUCCCCUCAUCCAGUUUCACCCUUGACACUAGAUAAGACAGAAAUGAGGAGAGGAGAGAGAGAGAGCCCUGAAUCUAAAUUCCUUUUGUUUCCUUUUUGAGCGAGACUACUAAGAAACCAUAACCAACCACACACCCCAAAUGACCGACAACCACACACCCCAAACGACCGACAACCACCCACCCCGCCAUUCGGUGCCCAGCAUUUAUAGACCCCCUGAAAAGUUCCUGGAAUUCCAAACAUGACACAAUCCCAGAAACCGUCUGCAGCUGGCAAAACCACGCCUCUGCUAGAGCAUGAGGCAAAUCCUGUCAGUUGCUGUGGACAGUCCGAAGCAACCCCACACCCCACACCCAGGAUUAAAACAACAUUCUCAUAUUUCUGUUUUUUAAAGAAACCAAGAUUCCAGAGUUCUCACUACGGUUUCCCCACUUCUAAGUUAUUAAUUGUGCUGUGUGUAUAGGGAAAUUAUAAAUAGACAUUUUCAAGGAACCUGAAAAUGGAGUUUUCAGGUCAGUGCCAAGAUGUUCAGGAGCCCUCUCCUGCUCAAGUCUAAUCUUUCCGAUGGUAUCCACAGCUUUUCAUUUCCUGUGAAGUAUAAACAAUUCCCUGUCCCCAACGCAAAACUUUCCUGUUCUAAUAGUAACACAUAGCCGGGCGGUGGUGGCGCACGCCUUUAAUCCCAGCACUUGGGAGGCAGAGGCAGGCAGAUUUCUGAGUUCGAGGCCAGCCUGGUCUACAAAGUGAGUUCCAGGACAGCCAGGGCUACACAGAGGAAUCCUGUCUCAGAAAAAAACAAAAACAAAAAAAUAGUUGUAACACAUCCUUAUAUUGUGAAAAAAUCAAUUUUUCCUCUCAGCCCCUGCUCCAGGAAUGACCACUCUUGAGACUAUUAUUAAAUGCCUCCCUCGGUCAGAGCUCUGGCUCCUGCCCUGCCUGGCUCAUAACUUAUUUAACCAUUCAAACUAUUCUCUGUCAUCCUCAUGGUUAGUUCCCUCUCCUCAGUGCCGGCUGGCUUCUUCCUCUCCGCCACCUCAGUGUCUCCAUAAUGUCUUGCUCCUUGUCUCUCCCUGCAUCUCCUUUUAUUCUCCAUCUCCUAGAAUUCUCUCUUCCUGCCAUUGUCCCACCUCCUAUUUCCUGCCUCAGCUCUUUAGCCAUCAGUGUUUUUAUUGACAAGAGAUGCUUGUAAGAGGUUUUACAGGCUGAUGUAAUUCCAGUUUUUUUUUCUAUAACCUAGUAUCUCUCAGUUACUGCUGUUCCUUUCUUAUUAAUUUUCAGAAAAUUUAAAGUUAGCAGAGAGCUAUUAAUUCUGAUUUUUCUCUUUAUAUUAGAGCUUCUAGUCCCACACAUUUCACCCAUCGUACACUUUGUUUUAUCUAACUUUCCAGUUCCUAGAAACUGUAUAAACUUUUCAAAGUGGCCAUUUUGAAUGCCAAGAUUUUUGUGAAAUGAUAGUUCCAUCAGCUCCUGUAUCCACAAAUUUGUCUACUUCAAUACCGUUUAUGCGAAUUUUUAAUGUUCGCCUCUGAUCAUUAACAACUGUUUGCUAGAACACACGUUUUCCAGUCCUCCCAAACCCUCCUGUUCUUUCCACUGGAGGGGCUUUGUCUUUGGGAGCAGUAGCCACUGAGCGACCCUAUCACCUGCAUUAAUUUGCAUCUCUCUCUCUCUCUCUCUCUCUCUCUCUCUCUCUCUCUUUUUUACAUAUGCCAAUAACUUUAAUUUUUCCAUUGAAAUCUUCAUCUGUGAUUCCUGGAGGCACAGUGAAUCCUUGGGAAGUCAAUCCGUUUAUUCCCAAGAUUUUCCCUAUUGUCUCCGCAGGCAAAGGACCGUGUGAACUUUUGUGGUCAUUUUGUAGCAUUUAGGUUUGGAACUAAAGUAAUUAAUGUGGCCAGGUGAAGCAGUGCUGCCUGCAGCAGCAUUAGCUCUCCAGUGUGGAGCGAGUGAGCUGAGGAUUUGGUCUGCCUGUUACUGCUUGAAUGAAACAGCUCACACAGUGUUCGCUUGGCAGGGACCUAAGAUAGCCCCCUACCCCGGGCCGUUUCCUUGAAUCUCUCUUUUGGAUCUGCAAUCCUAAAUCCAAUGGCUGCCUUUGCUAAAGUGCAGACACAUCGCAGGAAGCUUAGGCGUCCUCUCUGUUUCAUAUUCAGGAAAACCAUUGCUGCUGGGAACACUUAUUCACUCUUCUGCUGCAAAGUGCUGUCUUUCUCACAAUUAACUUACCGUGCAUUUUCAGAUCUGAGGUUUUAGGUUUGGUCACAGUCUCUUUGCAAAUGACCAUAUUUCCCGAAAUUGAAGCACUGGGCAGUUUGAGAUCAGAGUCUUCUAGCUCUAGCUGACCUGUCAUAUCAGCACGGUACACAUUAGAACCAAUAUUGGUCAUAUCCCUUUUCCAUUCUGCCAUAGACACCGCUCGAGCCUUCAAUGGCCUAAUAACCUUACAUUUGGUUUUCGCUUUUUCAACCACCAAGGUCUUCUCAACACCUACCUUGCAUCAGGGUCUGAUACAGCUUCCCUCACAGCUGAGACUCACAUCUGCAAUCAGUGACAGCUUCUGUACAGCCUUGAAUUACCUUCGUAAAUGAGGUGGUCUUUUUUUCCUGGGCCCCUCAAAUUUGUCCCAAGUUUUUAAGCCACUAAGGAACAUUGUUCUAUAGUAACAGUAUGAAAUUGAACCUAUUCUGUAUAUCAGAGCACUGCCCUUCAGCCAGACCUGUAGAGCUGCUGGGGUCGGUUCAGAGAGCCACCGCUAGAGCGCCUGUCUUUGUGGCCAGGGACUAAAGAAGAGGACGAUGGGAAAAUGGGAAAAUCAUCCACUGAGUGGCUGAAGCAAGGCAAGCUCCAACAACUGUGUCUUUUCCUUUAUUUCUUUUGUACCCCACAGUCUCUAAAAAUAGUCACCACAAAACACAUCCUUCGAAAAACAGGUUAAAAUCACCACACAAAUAGAAAUUGCAACAGGAUCACCGAUUACACAGUCUUCAUUUGGGACUUUCGCCUAACUACGUUCCUCAUCUUUCUCUCCACAAGUUCAUCACCACCCCAAAGCAAUAACUCUCCUGUCACAGAUUGACAAGGCUUAAACAGACCAAGUCGAGAGCAGUGCGUGUCCCCUGUGCUUAGCUGGUGACAGCCUUACCUAGUCAGCUAGACUGGCUAGUCCCCUCUCUGUUCAAUGAAAUCACCUGCUCCUUGUCCAUGACCUUCCUUCUCACGGUGCACACAGAAACCCGUGCCACACCCCUAGACCACAAGAUCAAGGAACCUAGGCCCAACCUGGAAUGAAUCCCGCACUUGUAACUUGAGGCUCACUGGGCUCCUCCCCUCACUGUGCAGGGCUCCUCCCCUCACAGUGCAGGGCUCCUCCCCUCACUGUGCAGGGCUCCUCCCCUCACUGUGCAGCUCUUGCCAUCCCACCAGAAGCGGCCACGCUCUAUUCUUGAUUCGAACUUUAAACUUUCUAUCAACUACUCUUAACUUCCCAAAAUUAUUUAAAUUAACUUCCCAAAAGCUACUUUAAAUUGGCAUUUCCAUAAAAUCAUUAAUUCAUCUAAACGGCAUAAUCUCAAGAAUGUUUAUCUUCACAUUGAUCUUGAGGAUCCUUGCCCAGCAGAGCGGGCUAUCACCCAGUAGUAGUCAUACCAGGCUAGAGAGGCGGCGAGGGUCUCACCACGCCCAGUCUCAACACAUCAAAUACAUGAGGGAUAUAGCAACGACAAACAUGAGAAGGCUCACCAGUAGCAAGAAGCAUCUCCAGGGCCCAGCCACACCGUGGGCCGGCUCCUGGAAGCUCACUGGUCCACUGCAGCUCUUCCUGUGUGGCAUUCACUGUCCCCUGGAGGAAAGAAUCAUCUCCUCACAGGCCACAGCUGAGGUGAGAGCUGCCAGGCCAGUGGCCUCUGAUGCUCCCAGAGGACUGGAUGGCUCUGUUCCGGCACGACAAGCUCCCACGCUCACCUGUAUUGAUAUCUCCAUUCACUAUAAACAGGAAAAGACAUCCAGAGGCCAAAUCAAGGCAAACUUUCUACUGUAGCUGUGACUGACUCUUAGUGUCUGCCUCCAAACAACCUUGUGUUUUGGAGACAGGGUCUCACUGUGCAGAGGACGCUAGCCCUGACCUCACGGCAAAAUUCUUCCUCCCAGCUGCCGGGCCAAGUAUGCACAACCACACCUGGCUUUGUCCUUGGUGUCUUGUAAGCUCGGUUCUUCAGUACCUUUUUCUUUGUGGCCAGAAAGGAUAAUUUUCAUAAACAAAGGGGGCGUGAAGUAAGUAGUGCUGUUUGGAGUGUGUGAGAGGAAGUCUCUUCUCAGCAGCCUUCAGGAGUGAGUCCUCCUCAGGCAUGAGUCAUUUCAGGGUCCUGUGCUCAGCAGGGAUGGAUUGGUUUGGGGGUCCUUCUGGAGAGAAAAGGAGCAGACUCUUCCACCCCAGGUCUAACCCACUUUGAGGAUUGGUCGGUGAAUAGCUUUCCCCUAAGUGGUGUUUCCUGAGCAGCAGGGAGGCCCUCCCUCCCUGCCUCUCACCCACAGGCCUUUUCUAAGCUCAGCAGCAAUCUUAUCUUGGACAUCGCUUAGAGGGUUUAUGGGUGACUUCAGCACACACGGUUUUACUUGUGCACCAGCCUGAGUGUGCAACUGUCCUUUUGUGAAAGGAGCCAAAAUUCUUCCCGUCCUUCCUCCUGUCUCGUCUCUGUUUGUUGGUUAGAAGUGGCUGGUGGCGUCCUGUGGAGAGCAGAGCAACCUUCCCAUGGAAGGAGCACCGUGAGGCGCUGGUGCGGCUCCCUCGUUGUCUAUGUUCUUCUCUCUAGUAGGUCUCAAGUAGAGACAGAUUUUUUUUUUUUAGAGAUUCCAAAGUCUAUAUUUUUAGUGUAAGAAAUGUACCCUCUCCACACUUCAUGCCAUAAAUAGAAAUGGGAAUAAAAUGUCCCAUUGUGAUCACCCCGCGUAGCAAUGUAUGGUAGAAAUAAGGCCCCGGGACAGGUAACCGGGUGUGUCUCUGAGCCCUCUCUGCCUGCCCACCCUUGUGUGUGUUCAGCUCUUUGGCUGACAAAUAAAGCCUGU